Vicia villosa (hairy vetch) is the source of this 1017-nucleotide messenger RNA. RefSeq names its product MATH domain and coiled-coil domain-containing protein At3g58360-like. Gene Ontology annotation, molecular function: protein binding. Bases 1 to 933 code for a protein of 310 amino acids. NCBI's taxonomy places the organism in Eukaryota, Viridiplantae, Streptophyta, Magnoliopsida, Fabales, Fabaceae. The transcript is spliced from 4 exons. The record is from RefSeq and is a predicted model, not a curated record.
AUGUGUCCUUAUUCUCUUGUAAAUGUUGAACUGUAUUUGUGUAUUAAGUCCCUCAUUGGAGUAAAAUUUACAUGGAAGGUUGAAAACUUCUCUUGCUUGAACACAACAGAGGUUUACUCUGAGCCUUUUGUUUUAGGUGGCUUUCCAUGGAAGAUUAGUAUGUUUCCAAAGGGUAAUAAAAUUGAUGACUACUUAUCAAUUUAUUCGGAGGUUAUGGAAACUGCCAAUAUGUCUGAGGGAUGGAAUAUAUAUGCAAAAUGUAAGUCAUUUGUAUUCAAUCAGCUCGAUCCCGACAUGACAAUCAUACGAGAUUCCGACAUUGAUGAAUUUAGUGCGAGUCAUCCGGACUGGGGUUGGGAAUCUUUCAUGCCUUUAGUUGAGCUUCAUGAUCCUGAGAAGGGUUUUAUUGUGAAUGAUGUUUGUAUUAUUGGAGUUGAAGUUUUUGUCUCCAAGUCAAGCCAAGUGGAACGAGUAACUCAAACUGCAUCCAUUAUAUUUGAAUGCCCAAAUUUGAAAGCUCUUUCACCACAUACAAUAGAGCCUACUAAACAAGAUGCUGGAGAGUUGGUCUCUGAUGCGUUGGGAAAAAUUUUAUAUUUUCUUAAGACUAAAAAAGUGAAAGAUAUGAAUGAACAUGCUUGUAAGAAGCUUCAAGAUUUAUGGGAUGUACUUGAGAAAUUUAAGUUUGAUGUUAGUUGGUUAGAGCCUUCUUUUCAAUCUGCCAUGGGAAUGAAAAGUUUAGUGGAAAAAGCUACGCAAGUAAAGAAACUCAAGGAUAUUGUGGUGGCUCUGGAGCUGGAAACAGGGAAGAUAAAGGCAAAGUUGGCUGCUGCUGAGAUAAAUCUUGAUGUAGAAAGAGGCUUGUUGAAAGCAAAAGGUUUCAAAGAUAUUGAUUUUGAUUCUAAGUUGGAAUGUGGGAGUUGGAGAGCAUAGAUAUCUAGUUAAAUAAUGUGAGAGUUGUGUUUUUGGAAUCAAUACUUUCUAUUCCACCUGUUUUCUCAAUGAUUAUAGUAUUUC